GUAGAUGAACAGUUGAAAACAUUGCAGGUUAAUUAAUGGAUACACAUUACUUUUAAAUUGAUCAGAAUGAAAUACAAUUGUCGAAGGUUAUAAAAAAUUUUGCAUCUAUAAAGGACUUCACUUCUAUAGUAGACUUCCAGUGCAUUUGGCAUAGAUCAUCCAUCUGAAUCCGACCCAGCGAGACCAUUAUUUGUGCCCAAUCAGAGAUAAAAAACAGUGAUUGUCCAAUUAGGGCUGACCCAAGUUGCUAAACUGGAUCCAAGCAGCACCGAUCCGUGAUCCUUCCACCGCAGAGAGCGGGAGGUGGUCGCUGCUCUGUGAAACCAGCCUGACGCGGUACCCUCCACUCUAAAGGCCAUGAAGCCCAAGCUUUCGCCUGGAGUCCGAGACCCAACCUCCCCGCUUGGAACGGGCGGACCAGCAAGUUAGCAACUUGGAUCCAACAACCUAUUUCAGCCCAACGUCCAAUCACCAUAAAGCCCCCACUUGGGUCACAAGCCUCCGUUACAAGGCUCGGCGAUGAACGAAUGUUGGCAGCUGACUCAUAAUGUGCUAGCAAAGAAUUUCUUUCUUCGAUGUGGGAAGGAAGAUCUUUGCCAAAUGCCGGUCUACCACAAAGUUGCGGACUUCUUACUCAUAGAACCCCUUAAAUUUUCGAAUUUCGUGACCAUCAGGUUGGAGCUGCACCUUCAAGCGUGUACCGGAUGUGCUAUGGCUUUCAUGGGAGUUUACCCAAAUCUAUACAUUUCAUUGCCCCACAAAAUCAUUAAAUUACGAAAGAGCUUCAAGUUGUUCUUCCAGGCGCCGCCCCCAACGUCCUUCGCUUCAUGCAAAUUACGCUCAAUUUUCACGCAUUUCGUUUCUCAACACGAUGCUAUUACCUCCCAUGCUGAAGUUCCUUCCUCCAGUGCAUCUGAUGGUUCCCCCUUCUCAGGGUUAGAAGAUGUAAUGACAGGAUACAUAUUCGGCAAGAGAAAGGCCACUGAAGUUGCUCACGCGGUGUGGAAGAAUGUUGUCCGGAAAGGGGAUUUGGUCAUCGACGCCACUUGUGGGAAUGGAUAUGAUACCCUAGCUAUGCUAAGAUUGAUUGCUGAUGAUACGCGGAGAGGUCGUGUUUAUGCAAUGGACCUUCAGAAAGAUGCUUUAGAAAGUACUUCCUCUUUGCUGGAUUGCUCCGUUAGCGCUGAUGAGAGAGAACUCAUUGAACUUUAUGCUAUGUGUCAUACUAAAAUGGAAGACAUUGUUCCUGCUGGCAAUGCAGUGAGGCUUGUUGCGUUCAAUUUGGGUUACCUUCCAGGAGGUGACAAAAGGAUUAAGACUGAGUCAGAAACAACGUUACUUGCAUUAGAGGCUGCCAAGAGAAUACUUGCACCUGGAGGCCUCAUCAGUGUACUGGCCUAUGUCGGCCACUCUGGUGGAUGGGAGGAGUUUGAGAUAGUCCAGUCUUUUGGAGCAGGAUUACCUAUCGACAAUUGGGUCUGCUGUAAACUCCAAAUGUUGAACCGGCCAUUAGCUCCUGUACUUCUCCUAUUAUCAAAGAAAUGAGAGUAGACAGUUCUUGUGAUACAUAAUUCUGUGGUUAUUUGUUGGAAUCCAACUACUGAACUGAUAUUUUCUAAAUGUGGUGUGGGGAUUUUAAGUUUGUUGUAAAAGUUGAUGCGGCCAUCUCAUACUUUGCCUUUUGGUGCGAUUUUCUCAUCAUAUCUGUGGGUUCAGGCAUUGGUUUGAUAUGAUUUUGAACUUGGAUGAGCUCACCAUCUUUUUAUGGUAGCCUCAGCUCAUUCCAGUCCUCUUAUAACAUAUAUAAUGCCCAUGUCCUGUAAAAAGAUUUUGAGUAUCUUGGAA
Sesamum indicum (sesame) is the source of this 1845-nucleotide messenger RNA. RefSeq names its product S-adenosyl-L-methionine-dependent methyltransferases superfamily protein. NCBI's taxonomy places the organism in Eukaryota, Viridiplantae, Streptophyta, Magnoliopsida, Lamiales, Pedaliaceae. The record is from RefSeq and is a predicted model, not a curated record.